Messenger RNA from Marasmius oreades (fairy-ring Marasmius), 318 nucleotides. RefSeq lists its product as uncharacterized. NCBI's taxonomy places the organism in Eukaryota, Fungi, Basidiomycota, Agaricomycetes, Agaricales, Marasmiaceae. Bases 1 to 318 code for a protein of 105 amino acids. The record is from RefSeq and is a predicted model, not a curated record. The transcript has a single exon.
AUGCAGAUCAAGACUUUACGUCGUGUUGACGACGUCGAUGAUCAAUUGAAUUUUUUACGCGAGUUCGAGGGCGAUACUGCGAUCCCGAAAGGUAGAGGAAAGGCUGCAAGGGGUCUCUGGGCAGACAAAAACACGCUGCUUUGGAAUGCAAUCGAACGUCGUCCGGCACAUCGAAACCCCACACCAAUCGCAUUGUCUAGUGUCGAGAAUAACCAAGGGCUAGUUGCCCAAGCGUCUGAGGGUACUCAUGUUAUCCUGUCGUCUUGGGAGGAACAGGAGGAGGCAGAGGAGGAGGACAAUAAUAUUUUGGUUGAUUGA